AUGCGGAUUCCCAUCGCCUUGCAGCUUGGGCUGCUGGUGCUGGUUACUUCAUUGGUGGGACUGGCUGUCAUCUCUAUUGCAACUUGGGAAAAUAACUACCGUUUUGUCACUGGGGUCAAAUCACAAGGUCUGGUUUUGACAGCAUCCCUCAAAGCAGGCCAGAUUGCUUCGGAUCUGCAGCUCAUUCAGGCAACCUGCACGACCGUUGCUACUCGCCUCUUGAUCCAGAACGCACUGAAGAGGUUCUACGGUGGAAACAACACAGACGCAAACUGGACGAAUGCUAUCACCGAUUUAGAUUCUGCGCUGGGCAGCCGGGGCUAUGCAGCCCUUUAUCAGACGAUUAUAUAUUCCCGAAAUGGUGCUGGUAAUUCAGACGGACUGGUAAAUGUCACGAGUGCGGUGGGAAGAGCGAUUUCUCUCCCGUACACCUAUGCAAACGGAUCUGCUGUGGCCCUCGGCGAUCCUGGUCUUGGAUACCCUCCUGCGCUGUAUCCCAACAUAACAUAUACCUUUUCCGAUGGCGUGGAUCCUCAAAAUGCAACGACUAACGAGACAUCCGCAAAAGCAUUCCCGAACUUCCCCUUAAACUCAAGCUCCGUUUUGUUGCUAGGGCCGCUGCAUGUCAAUGCCAGUUUCUCGUUGCUCUCGUUUACCUUGCCCAUUAUCAACAAUACAUCAAAUACGGAUAUUCUAGGAUAUGCGACAUUUAUUGCCAGUGCUUCUAGCCUUCAAUCGACACUGGAAAACCGCGAUUAUAUCGACAACACUGGCUUGGUACUUCUCGUGGGUCCUGCCGAUCAGUCGAACCUUUUCCUAGGGGGUUCACUCCCCACAGUAGGAGAGAGCAAUUACAACGACACAGCCCUAGAAGAUGAGUUGGCAACAUACGUUUUCUUGCCGUCUGUAAUACCAGGCCAAGUCGACCGACAUAGCCAAUACCGCCAGUCCAGUACUUCGUUUGCGUUAAAGAGUUACCCAGAAGUCCUCAACAUACUCGCUCAUCCAAAAUCCACGUCUAAUCAUGUGACAAGCUCUCUAGACACCAAAAACGAACAAGGAUGUGACGUCGCCAUUGGAGUUGCUCGCCCACCCACCGAUGCAGUAGAUUGGGUGGUGAUAAUGGAAGAGACACACUCGCAGGCGUUCGCCCCAGUCGCCAAACUACGGAAAAUUGUGCUGGCUUGUGUCUUUGGAACGGCAGGGUUCAUCGCGUUGGUUGUGUUUCCGCUGGCACAUUACUGUAUCACCCCGAUCAGGAAGCUGAAGUCCGCUACUGAAAAGGCGAUUCAGCCGGCACCGCAAGAUCCACACGCAAGUACGGACUCGGUCAAUAAUUCCGGGUUUGCGAAUGGUCACGGUGCCCAUCCGCAAAUCGACAGAGUCAAUGGGUUUUUCGUCACUUUGAAGAAUGCCAUAUACGGCAGAUGGCGUACGCCACAGGACCCAGACAGUGAAGACGGCCAGAGGCCGUUUAGGGUGCCACUCAAAGUCAAACAAUCCAAGCAUUUUAUAACGGAUGAAUUGACCGAGUUAACGAGCACGUUCAACGAAAUGUCUGAUGAGCUGAUGGUUCAAUACACUAGACUCGAGGAACGCGUUGUAGAGCGGACGCGCGAGCUUGAGAUUAGCAAAAGGGCAGCGGAAACGGCCAAUGAAAGCAAGACUCUCUUCAUUGCCAACAUCUCCCAUGAGUUGAAGACGCCACUGAACGGCAUUCUCGGCAUGUGUGCGGUUUGCAUGGGCGAGGAUGAUCUUUCCCGAAUCAAGAAAUCGCUCAAAGUCGUGUACAAGUCGGGCGAUCUUCUUCUUAACCUGCUGAAUGAUUUGUUGACUUUUAGCAAGAAUGAGCUUGAACAGGCCAUUCGGUUGGAUGAGAAGGAGUUUAGUUUGUCUGAUAUCAAAUCACAAAUCUUGACCAUCUUCGACAAGCAGGUCCGCGAGGGGCGUGUCAAUUUCUCUGUGGAUUUUUUUGGCGCGCCCAACGUGGCAGCAGAUACGCUCUGCCGUGAUAAUCUGUCAGAGAAACAGCCGAUUGUGCCCAUAAGCUCUCCCGCUGGACCUCCCGGAACUGGUAGAUUGAGCGAUAUGGUUCUAUGGGGCGAUCACCAUCGGAUUCUGCAGAUUCUCAUCAAUCUCGUCAGCAACAGCCUGAAAUUUACUCCCGAAGGCGGCAGAGUCGAGGUUAGGAUCCGAUGCCUUGGAGAUUACGAAAGUCCGCGAGACAACAGCGCCAAAGUGUCGUUCGAAUCCAGACAUGGCUCUGGUUUUCGAGAGCGAACCCCGUCUUUCAAGUCCAGAGAGACAGAGCUUACUACGUUUACAUCUGAUCACUCUAGAGGCCGAGAGCCGGCUGUUAAUUACAGGACAUUGGAGUUUUCAUUUGAGGUCGAAGACACCGGACCAGGUAUUCCGGCUCAUCUACAGCCGAAAGUCUUUGACCCUUUUAUGCAGGGAGAUCUUGGCUUGAACCGAAAAUACGGUGGCACGGGUCUUGGGUUGAGCAUUUCCUCCCAAUUAUCACGCCUGAUGAAGGGGACGAUCAAUCUCGAGAGCACAAUUGGCAGUGGAACUACAUUUACUGUAAAAAUUCCAUUGAAAUUUGUUAAAGAAAUGGCUCCAAGCACGCGCAGCUCCAGUCUUGCCGGGUCCAGGCCGCAGAGCUAUGUUCUACUCUCUGACGACCCCAACAGCCGACCAGCCACGGGCAACAGUCAGUCUGGGAAGUCUGCUGAAACCAAAGAUCUGCAGCCUCGACUGGUCGGUCUCAGCCACUCAUUUUUUGCAACUGCACGGCCGCGUUCACAAUCACAACCACCGUCCACAACCACCGUCUCAGGGGUGACCAAUGCUGCCGAUACCCAAUUCCAAGCUGGAAACACGACGGGGACUCCAUCCUCACCACCAUCUGAAAAGGGCUCGAGAAUUCGAGUUCUCGUCGCCGAAGACAACGUAGUCAACCAAGAAGUCGUGCUUCGCAUGCUGAAACUAGAGGAUAUAUAUGACGUGACCUUGGCCAAGGACGGGCAAGAAGCAUACGACAUAGUCAAAGCAGCCAUGACCGAGGGGGGCAACAAUUUUGAUCUGAUUUUGAUGGAUAUCCAAAUGCCCAAUGUCGACGGGAUCCAAAGCACACGGUUGAUCCGGGAGAUAGGCUAUUCGGCGCCGAUUGUGGCGCUGAGUGCGUUUGCAGAGGAGAGCAAUAUAAAGGACUGCAUGGACAGCGGGAUGAACAUGUUUCUGCCAAAGCCGAUUAGACGGCCGGCGUUGAAGCAGAUGUUGAAGCGGUUUGCUACUAUUGAAGAGGAAGAGUGA
Messenger RNA from Talaromyces rugulosus, 3315 nucleotides. RefSeq lists its product as uncharacterized. Gene Ontology annotation, molecular function: phosphorelay sensor kinase activity; histidine phosphotransfer kinase activity. Lineage: Eukaryota; Fungi; Ascomycota; Eurotiomycetes; Eurotiales; Trichocomaceae. The coding region runs from base 1 to 3315 and encodes 1104 amino acids. Gene Ontology annotation, biological process: protein autophosphorylation; phosphorelay signal transduction system. The transcript has 5 exons. The record is from RefSeq and is a predicted model, not a curated record.